This is a messenger RNA of Clunio marinus, 261 nucleotides long. The record is from the annotation of a GenBank genome assembly. NCBI's taxonomy places the organism in Eukaryota, Metazoa, Arthropoda, Insecta, Diptera, Chironomidae.
AUGAAAUCGCAAUACAUUAAGAUAAACUGCAGAAAGGAAGGCUCUCACGCCCUUACUCAUCUCAAGCAAUCGAUUUCCGAUUUCAAUUUUCAUCGAGACAAAGAAACAGCAUUGAGCUUGGUAAGUGCUUCUAUGAUCGAUCCGAUUAAUUUUCCAACUGUGACGCUUUCAACAGCAGCAUUUAAUGAAGUUAAAAACAAGAACUUGCUUCUGAGAUGCAAUGUUGCAAUAAGCCGGUUAGAAAACUUAACAUUUAAGUAA